AACCUUUUCUUUCCCAUAUGGUCACCUAAACAAUAUAUUAACUAAGGUUACAUUACAUUUCACACCAAAACUUUAUCAUAUAAUAAUAUCUUACAUUAACUCCUUGCAAGUUCUAGAGGUUGCAUCCAUGGAUUGUUUGGUGAUGCCAGUUUCGUUGAUCCGGCGUCGUUCCACGGGUUCAAGGAUGGGGUACGUGCCUCUACCAAAACAUCACACCUUGGAGUUGGAGCACGAAUCCGAGGCUCCCGUAACGGUGGUGGUUGGAAAAGAGAAGAGGGUGUUCAUGGUGGACCCUUUCAUAUUGCAAGAGAACCCGUUUCGGCUUUUGAUGGAUAUCUCCAUGAAGAAGGACCCAUCGGAGAUUGAAAAGGACCACUUCCAUUUCACCUCCACUCACCGGAGGGUCAUCUUUGUGGACGUGGAUCACAUCUUGUUCGAACACAUGUUGUGGCUCAUGCACAAUGAUGCCUCUUCUUUGUUUCAGCUCAACUUGAAGGAGAUUAUUGACUUCUACACUCACGAUAUGUAAUUAUGAUAAUACCCUUCAUCACACCCCCAAGGUACUCUGUUUUAUGAAUUUCAGAUACUAAUAUUAUUAUAUUAUACACACACAACGGUUCAUUUUACCAAACCUCGUACAUUCAGUUUCAUUUAGAUACUACAUCUGUUAAUUUCUCUUUCCCUUGCCGUGAAUUUAAUUAUGAGCGUUUAUUGUAAUAUGCCUAACCCCAAUUUAUCUCUCGUCUUUAGUUACAUUAUUUUUAGAAAAUUAUUACAUUAUUGUUGACACCUUCAAGGGAAUGUGAAAAUUUUGAAUGGAA
Messenger RNA from Cajanus cajan (pigeon pea), 821 nucleotides. RefSeq lists its product as uncharacterized. The record is from RefSeq and is a predicted model, not a curated record. Gene Ontology annotation, biological process: response to auxin. Lineage: Eukaryota; Viridiplantae; Streptophyta; Magnoliopsida; Fabales; Fabaceae.